Molecule: messenger RNA, 3210 nt
Organism: Drosophila eugracilis
Lineage: Eukaryota; Metazoa; Arthropoda; Insecta; Diptera; Drosophilidae
Exons: 7
Coding region: 1729-2076 (115 amino acids)
Source: RefSeq, a predicted model, not a curated record
UUGGCAUUCUCAUUCUCAUUUCCUUGGCGUUGGUUCUCGCAAGUGUUGCCAUCGUGGCAGCGCUGCCCGGGUUUACGACCUUCUCCAUCCCACUUUACCCUUCCUGGGGUCUCUCUGUUUCUCGAUUCUCAGUUCUCAUUUCUCGACUUCUCUGUUUUUGUGUGUGCCAUGCUCACCUCGCAUCCUCACAUCCUCAGGGAACAACACAAGCUCGCCGGCAUCUCCUCGACAACCACCUCGGUAUAUCUGUAUCUAUGUAUCUAUAUAUCUGUAUCUGCGUCGACUGCGCUGCAACCGAACUGAACGAACGAACCCAAGCGCGCCUUGUGUCAAAGUGAACAGCAAAUAUUAUUUUUUGGACACUUUGCCAUCAGGUCGCCGUCGCGUCGCCCGGAGCUAAAAACCGACCGACUCUUGUCCUGCUCCCCCGGUUUUUUGGGUAACCAUUGUCCUGCCAGCAGCUCCUGGAGUUCCCGUUUGUCGCAUUCGAGGUCCGACUGUGGGUCCCGGAGCCACGGCCUUUGUCUUCUUCAACGACGACGGCAGCAACGGCAGCAACGGCGGCUGUGGCAACAGCAACGUUGCAUCAAUUGUGUUUAAUUCAAAAACCGACAACAAAAGCCAGAAACGCUGCCAAAGAGAACCCGAAAAUAUAUAACCAAAAAAAGUAGAAAAAGAAAAUGAAAGAAGUGGCUGUAAAUCAAGAUGAGCCGGUUCGGGUUCGUUUGUUGCCAAAAAAAAAAAGAAAGAACGAAAUACAAGAAUUAAUUAUAAUAAUGACAAAGAACAAGCACUUUGACCCCAAACCUCGCGUCCGCAUCCGCAUCCGCACUCGCAUCCCCAACCGCGCGCGUUCGUUUUGGCCAAUUGUGAAUGUCGAUUACAAUUUCGCGUGUGUGCGAGCUGAGCUGAGCUGAGGUAUAAAUAAAAAAAAAAUGUAUAAGAAAAAUGGAAAAAGGCCAGAAAAACACACAAGAAAAAAAUGAAUUUACCAGCAUUUCCGCCUUGCGGUUUCGCCAACCGAAAAGGAGGCCGGUGGUGGUGCAGCUUUCAGGCCUGGCUACUCGAGUGCGCGGGGCGUGACUUCAAUUAAAGUGAUUUGUGGCCUCCGUUUUUUGACAUACGAGACGUAAAUAGCGGCCCUGAAUUAUGGUGCUGCUAAAAUAUGUAUAUUGGAACAUAGUCCUCGGCCGAACAAACACUCCCAAGUCACGCAUCUCGGCCUGAAAUUGCCUCUAAAAUGGCUAAUUGAAGGCUUCUUAUUCGAGUUCCCAAAAAUAACCCCUAACAAAAUGCCGUCGGCUGAGUCGAAAAUGUCGGCCAUACGAAUUCCCGGCGAAGAAGAAGUGGAUUUAAUGGAGAGCCAUGAUGGCCAGGCAGUGGAGAGAGACAGAGAGAGGAAUGUCUUUUGGAAUGCCAGAGAAUUGGGCUGCGACGACAGCAACGCCGGCAGCGCUGCCUCCAACGUUCAAUGGUUGCCUAGCGACAGCGGCAGCCAUCAUGGAUGUGAAAGAGCGAAAGGGAGAGACAGAGAGCGCGCACCGCUCUCCGCCUCGCCCUCUCUCGCUCGUGCCAACGGCCAUGCGGUAUGCCUUAGCGGCCAUGCUGCUCUGCUCGCCACUCACCUGCGACGUCGGCUGUUGUGAAGUUCUUGCGACGACGUGAGCGACCGAAUUUCAGAGUCCCCCAAAAAUUCGUAGGCCCCCAAAAAACAGGAUUGCAAAGUGAAUGGCAGAAGGGGCAGAGGAAUUUCGAGGGAGCAUCUGCGACUGCGUCGUCACGUCAACAAAAAAAACAAACAACAAUGCAGAGACAAAGACUGAAAACCGGAGGAAGUUGCCCAGGUUUGAUUACACAGCGACCCCAUGGAGCGAGGACUUAACCCGCCGGCAGCUGCUUCAGUUCUUCGAGGGACCUGCAGAUGGAUACUCUGGGCACUCAUCUGCGUCUUCGCGUGUGUCUGUGUGUGUUUUUAUAACAUUAGUGGAUUACGCCUAUAAAAACUACACCUCACCGCGGAGCCAGCCGAGGGCCCCAGAGCCGCAACAAAGGAUUAUAAACCAUCUGCAAAAAUGAUACCACCUGUGGCACGAGAGAUUACAACGGAGCUGUUUCUUUUAUGGUUUGUUCCGCUUUUGUUUAACGGUCCCGAGGAUCACACGCAAUCCCACGCACUCCUCCACCGAAGUCUGAACAGAAAAAACCCGACUCAACGCAACGCAACUCGACUCAACCGAAACUCGACACUCUCCCUCCCCCGGGGGGGAACUCAAAAUAGUGUUUUAUUGUUGAAAAUUACGCUUCUUUUAUUUAUUUACACUUUUUCUGCACUUUCCGCUGCUCACUCACUCUCACCCAAUUUCAAUUUUUAUAUGUUUAUUACGAUUAUUAUCGCUUAAUGGGGCUCGCUGGCUCGUUAUUGUUGUUUUCUGUUAUUGUUGCACCAGUAGUUGUGUCAGACUAACGUGUGAAGUUGUUUUAUUAUUUGUUUUGAUUAUCAAAAUGGGCGUUUUACAUUUUUCCGGUCGUUGGGCGGCCCACCUGCCACGGGCCCACAGCUUAUAGCCCAUAUCCCAUCCAUAGCCCUGGGGCAAGGGCAGUAAAUCACAGCCCGCUGUGAGUGGCUGAGUAUCUGGGCAGAUGUGCACUAAAAAAAUAACAUGAAGUAAUAAUUAGCUGAUUGGUUACUUGGGAAAGUUAACUUAUCUUCGUAUAUAACGAAUAUAAUGUACUUAAUAUUAAAAAAUAUGCCUUGAAUGUAUAAAUUAUGAACUAUAAAUGUAAACAACUUCAAAUAUCAAAGUUAAUGCCUAAGAAAUAUAUAUAUAGGUAGUAAUAGACAAUAAUUUCUCCCAGUGCUUCAGUGAGAUCGAGUGCACUCCAUGUUGGCCACUCACUCGCACUCACCGUAUGACCCAUAAACAUAAACCAAAGUGUGGCAAAAUGUUUAAUUUGGAAUUUAUGAGCAAUUAAUUUUAAAGCCUUCGCCGGGCCGUUAACGCCGUUUCUGCCCACCCUUGGCCAUAAAAGAUUUAACAAGCCAGUGUGCCAAAAAUUGAUUGUUUAGCCAAUCCGCUGAUUGAUCGUCAAUUCAAUUGUUAUCGCCCAAGAUUUGGCAAUCGCAAAAGUACGCGAAAGUCAAUUAAAAAUGAAUUAGCUACAGGGAAGUACAUUAAACUAUUAAGUGAGUAAAGAAGAAAAAUUCCAUUU